AUGAGUGCGUCGCACAGCGCUGACACGCGCGGUGCGCCUGUCGAGCCCUCGAGCGAUUCCGACGAAGACAUUGAUGUGAUCAAUGUUGAAUUUGAUUUUCAGGCGCCAAGUGAAAUUGACUUCCAGGCCCUGAAACGUCUGUUCCAGCAGAUGUUCUACACGCACGCCCCUCAAAUGGACAUAGGCGUGCUGGCAGACCAUGUGAUCCAGACAGGCAUGACUCAAGGCAUUGGCACGGUCAUUAAGGUGGACGACAUUGAACAAGUGCACGAUCCCUACGCCGUUAUUAGUGCCGUGAUGCUAGGACCUGCGUCGCCCGCCUCCGACCUCCUGCGAACGUACUUUACCACGCAACUAAGCAAGGCUGCCUCGGCGAAGCCAUUCCUUGACCUGAUUAAAAGCUCAUCCGACAGUAGACCACAUUUGUUUGUACUACAUGAGCGCAUGAUCAAUCUCCCGCCUCAAGUGAUGCCCCCGCUUAUGCGAAUGCUGCUCGAGGAAGUGGAUGAGUCCCUGCGACAGACGUCGUUGCCCAAACCAUCUCAUCUGAUCAUAUUUUCUCGUGCAUUCUCUGCGGAUGCCCUCGAGGAAGGAGAUGAGGAAGAGGAGCCUACUGGCCUAGCCGGUGCUCGCAAGCGCAAAGCCCGUGGAGAGCACGUACACCCCGACGAUGCAGCGGCCGCGGCCCUUGGAAAACCAGUCGCCAACAAGAAGCGGGCCGCAGGGUCGCAUGAUGAUGGCUUGGGCUCUUUUCACCCCGAAGAUGAGCUGAUCCGCGAGUUUGCGUCACACUCGUACACCUAUCGUUUUCCACCCCCUCGUGAUGCUGCUGACUCUUACGAGGCACCACUAUUUGGACGCUUACUCGCAGUGCCUUAUAGUGAGGCACCGGCCUUACUACAGCGCCUGCUAGAUGUCUGGCCGCCUCCUGCCUAG
This is a messenger RNA of Malassezia sympodialis ATCC 42132, 936 nucleotides long. It is a transcript of the gene BCP1, whose product is annotated as protein-transporting protein BCP1. Gene Ontology annotation, cellular component: nucleus. Lineage: Eukaryota; Fungi; Basidiomycota; Malasseziomycetes; Malasseziales; Malasseziaceae. The record is from RefSeq and is a predicted model, not a curated record.